CAGUUGGAUUCCGCUACUCGGUAGCAUCGGUUCGAUUCCCUCGUGAAGACACCAAGGGUAGAGACGUUCCAAAAUUUUGGACAUUGUCGUCGAUCAAAAUUACGCGUCCACUUCUCGGUUGUUUAUUGGUGGGUGUGUGAAGACUUGCGCUGGGAGGGAAAAUUGUCGCCCAAUUACCACCCAUUUGCCCAUUAACGGCCGCCCGGGUCUUGGGAUUGUUUGUUUUCCUUCGCCGUUCGGUUUUUCGCCAGUUUGGUUUCCGUUGGUUCCGUCGUUUAACAUUGUUGUGGCACCAGAUGAAGAAAAGUGGCGAACCACGAAAGAAUUAUGGAGUGGGAAAAUUUAUGCGGUGCUGUGGAAAAAUUUGAAAAUUUUGAAGAAAAUGUGAUUGUAAGAAAUCAGCGUCAAUCAGAAAAAGGAGGAUGAAAGGCGACGAGUCAACCGUUGAAAUUUAUGAUUGUUCAGAUAGGUCUGUCUCUCGUGACGGGGCGUGAGGUUGGCGCAUUUUCUCGGCAUGCAGCCGCGUGCCACUGAGGUUUGAUCUUGGUGGUGCCAUCCAAGAGUUUGAUUAAAGUACGUUCUGCCGCGCUGGGAAAAUAAUAAUACAUUCCGAGCGGUUUUUCGGUGUGGGUGGCAUACAAGUGCGUAAAUAUAAAUAACAGGAUAAAUGCUAUGCAGAUGAUCGUCCGAAGAGUGGAUGAAUGAAAAAGGAAAAGCACAGCGGAAGAAUGUAAAUAGUGGUGCAUCGUGUGUUGGAAAGUGCUUUGAUGGGAGAUCGCUGCAGAUCAACGUUUUCCGGUGGUGCGUUUUCAAACAAAUUCAACGGUAGAGCGGAAGCCGAGUUGCUGUCAUCAAAGUUUCCAUCAAUUCUGACUGCAUAUGAUACGACCACAACGGAAUCAAUAUUAUCAAUAUUAUCAAUCAGCUAAUGAAAAAUCAGUGCGCGUGAAAAUUUGCAACAGGAAAAAACUCAUAACCCUGAAUCAGAAAAUACCAUAGCGUGUGACCGUAAAGCUCAGCAACCCGUGGAAGGACGCUUAUACUACCCUCUUGGCGGCGGCGGCGGGUCCCCACCGAAGCAGUAUGGUACGGUCCGUCAUAUUUUUACGACCACAUCAGAUACUGUUCCGCUGUCAUCAUUGCGGUGGUUGUUGCCGUUGGAGCUCUAGGAAAAUCUGUUGCUACCAGCAGCAUCCAACGGCCCACGGUCCUUCAAGGAACGAUAGUAUUUUCCCCGUUAAACAAUCUAGACCCCAAUGCGGGACCUGCACCAAUUGGUGUCCUGCUGCUACUGCUGAUGGCUACAUUGAACCACCCUCAGCCUCCGACGCCACCAUCCUUGAUGAAGAUGAUGAAAAUAUUAAGAUAGAAGAUGACGUCCUAAAUGGAAAUGCUUUUACUGCUUCCGCCGUUGUCAUAUUGAGACAUUCAGUGGCACUGAUAGCCUGAACAUCGGGAGCGAAGGAAAGUGAAUGAAAGUGUGCCAGCGAAUCGGAAACCAUUGCCAACAAAACGAGAAAAAGAGAAAAAAAAAAUCUCGACAAGGAUUGUGCACUGAAUAAACGAAAGACACAGAAAAUGUAUCUAGUUAAGGAAAACCUGGUGAUAAGUGAUGUGGAGGCGUCCUUGGGCACGGGACUCAAGGGCGAUGAACUGCUGGGAAACCCAUUUACCACUACGACUGGCGAAAUGCGGCUCGGGACGGAACAGCUGGAGCUCAACAGUACCGAAUACGGGUCGAAUGAUGUGCAACUGUCCAGCAUGGAUGAAAGUGCCCUGAGGACAAACGACACGACUCUCAACAGCACCGAGCAAGUGAUUGAUAGCUUCUACUUUUACGAGACUGAACAAUUUGCAGUAUUAUGGAUUCUAUUUAUAGUGAUUGUACUAGGGAACUUGGCUGUGCUGGUGACGUUGUUCAUGAACAAGAACCGGAAAUCGAGAAUGAAUUUCUUCAUCAAGCAACUUGCCAUCGCAGAUCUCAGCGUUGGACUGCUGAGCGUGCUGACGGAUAUCGUGCAGAGGAUUACCAUUUCCUGGCUGGCGGGCAAUGUGGCCUGCAAAGUGAUACGUUUUAUCCAGGUGUGGGUCACGUACGCAUCCACCUACGUUUUGGUGGCCCUCAGCAUCGACCGAUACGAUGCAAUAACUCAUCCGAUGAACUUUUCCGGAUGCUGGAAGAGAGCUAGAAGACUGGUGGGAGCUGCGUGGGGUUUCAGCGCUAUAUUUUCUUCGCCCAUGUUCUAUCUGUACGAGGAACGUGUCAUUCAAGAUCAACUUCAAUGUUGGAUUGACCUGGGUAACGCACUUCGGUGGCAGCUUUACAUGUGUUGGGUGGCCACUUCGCUGUUUGUGAUACCAGCCUUCAUCAUUUCGGCUUGUUAUGUGAUAAUCAUCAAAACCAUUUGGUCAAAAGGUUCGGUACUCGGUCCGGUUGGUGGAAAAUACCGAUACCGAAACGGAAGUGCCGAGCUGGCGAGGCGGAGGGCCAGUUCCCGUGGCAUCAUCCCGAAGGCAAAAGUGAAAACCGUCAAAAUGACCAUCGUUAUCGUGAUCGUGUUUGUACUCUGCUGGUCACCGUACAUCGUGUUCGAUUUGCUACAGGUCUUCGAGCAAAUUCCGAAAACUCAAACCAACAUCGCCAUCGCGACCUUCAUCCAAAGUCUGGCGCCGCUCAACUCAGCAGCUAAUCCGCUGAUCUACUGCCUUUUCUCGACGCACUUCGUCAAAACGUUAAAAAGACUGCCUCCAUUUCGAUGGCUUUUCUCGUCCGGACUUUGUGGGUCUCCGCCGGAUGAGGUCGUGUCUCACAAUGGCAGUGGGCAAACGAGUAGCAGUCGACUACGGAAUCAUCACAGCAGCGAUUCGAUGCGAACUCUCACCACUUCGCUAACGACCUCCACUCGAAGGCCAGCCACCAUCAUUCGAACGUCUAGGGUAAUUAUUUAGCAGCAGCAGGGGUCCAUAGGCUCUGCUUACGUUCCAGCCCCAGGAGUGCGGGUCAGCCAUGGUGGGAAAAUAUUCCUGGUACAAAGUUUGCUGUAAAACUAAAGCGCAAAAAAGAUCUAGUCAAAUUUUAUAGCAUACGAAUUAAUAGACUUAAGCGGAACCAUUUUAAGAGGAAAUUUUUACAGUUACCAUUAAAUUUUUCGAUGAAUAUUCUAUAUUUUCUACCAUUCGCUACAAAGUAUCUACUGUAAUCUGUUAGUCAUGAUAGAUUUUAAAUUAUAAUCACGAAGUUCUCUGCGCCAGCUCUUGUGAGAUAUUUAACCCUCACGCUUGUAUAUAAAAUGGCGCCGUACAAGUGCUUUAACUGUCUAUGGCAACAAAGUGUAUACCAAAUAAUAAACGAAACAAAAAGUCGGAAAGCCCAGAAUCGUCCCUAAUCGCGAUGAAUAAUAAUGCAUUUACUCAUUGAUACCCGGAUAGAUGUCAUCACUUUGUAUUAUACCCAUAUAUACACAAUAUAAUGUUAGACUGAUAUUCAGCGGUGCGAAUUACUAAACUUUACCGACACUAACCAACCACCUGUGAAAAUAGCAUAAAAAAUAGUUUAUGAAACCGUUGGGAAUAUACGAGUUGACUUGUUGGAGUUGUGAGUAUUCCGCUGGGUAAUUGACCUAUGUUCGAAACGAAUAAAGCAGCUUGGAAAAUG
Molecule: messenger RNA, 3655 nt
Organism: Aedes aegypti (yellow fever mosquito)
Lineage: Eukaryota; Metazoa; Arthropoda; Insecta; Diptera; Culicidae
Product: cardioacceleratory peptide receptor
Exons: 10
Coding region: 1579-2949 (456 amino acids)
Biological process (GO): G protein-coupled receptor signaling pathway
Cellular component (GO): membrane
Molecular function (GO): vasopressin receptor activity
Source: RefSeq, a predicted model, not a curated record